Glycine soja is the source of this 2110-nucleotide messenger RNA. RefSeq names its product DELLA protein RGL1-like. Lineage: Eukaryota; Viridiplantae; Streptophyta; Magnoliopsida; Fabales; Fabaceae. Gene Ontology annotation, cellular component: nucleus. The transcript has a single exon. The coding region runs from base 60 to 1709 and encodes 549 amino acids. Gene Ontology annotation, biological process: regulation of DNA-templated transcription. The record is from RefSeq and is a predicted model, not a curated record. Gene Ontology annotation, molecular function: DNA-binding transcription factor activity; sequence-specific DNA binding.
AAUCCUUGCAAAUUUUUUUCUUCCAGGCUUCAGGCACCUCAAUUCAGUCAAUUGUAACAAUGAAAGGCAUAAACAGGUGGCUAUCCUUCUAUAUGGAUGAAAGUGUUAACCACGAUUUCGCCAUCCGAAGGUAUUGCCCUGCAAGAAUGGAGCAAGAGCAAGGAGGAGAUAAGUGCCAAGACCAAGAGGCACUAGUUUUUUAUGACACUGAAUUAUGUUCUUCUGAUGCUACCAGCAGCACUCCUUGUUUGGCUUCAUCUGAGGUUGAUGACUUUGUUGAUAGCUUCAUCAACAUGGAUCAGUAUGAGUACGUGAAUGAAGAUCAAGGGUUCCAAGAGAAGCAUCGAAGUUUUGACCACUUUGUGGUGAAUGAUGAGGAUGAGGCUGAUGCAUACUCCAUUGUGAAUGGUGUCUUUGAAUAUGUUCCAACCACCUUGGAGGAUUCAGAAUUGGAGAUCUAUGAAGAUGUCACAACAGCCAUGUUGGAGGAAGAGGUUGCAAUGAAUGGCUCUUUUUGUGCUAUACCUGAGUUUGUUGUGCCUUGUACACAAGAGGCCAAUCUUGGUGUGGACCAAGGGUUAGACUUGGUUCACAUGCUUUUGGCCUGUGCUGAAGCUGUGGGGUGCAGAGACAACCAGCAGGCAGAGUUGCUUCUUAGCAGAAUUUGGGCUUUGGCAAGUACUUCAGGAGACUCGCUGCAGCGAGUCUCCUACUGUUUUGCCAAAGGAUUGAAGUGUAGGUUAUCACUGCUUCCUCAUAAUGUCAUUGCAAAUGCUACACUUUCCAGUAUGGAUGUGCCUUUCAUUACUAGGGAGAAUAAGCUGGAAGCUUUUCAGCUUCUGUACCAAACCACACCUUACAUUGCCUUUGGUUUCAUGGCUGCAAAUGAAGCCAUAUGCCAAGCAUCACAAGGAAAGAGCUCAAUACACAUUGUUGAUUUAGGAAUGGAGCAUACCCUUCAGUGGUCUUCCCUAAUAAGGGCCCUUUCUUCAAGGCCUGAAGGGCCUCCAACACUCCGGAUCACCGGAUUAACUGGCAAUGAAGAAAACUCAAAACUUCAAGCUAGUAUGAAUGUGCUUGUGGAAGAAGCAAGCUCAUUGGGAAUGCAUCUUGAAUUCCACAUAAUUUCUGAGCAUUUAACUCCAUGUCUUCUUACUAUGGAGAAGCUGAACUUGAGAAAAGAAGAAGCUUUAUGUGUCAAUAGUAUCUUGCAGUUGCACAAAUAUGUCAAAGAAAGUAGAGGCUAUCUGAAGGAAAUUCUUCUAUCAAUAAAGAAGUUAGGUCCAACUGCACUUACAGUGGUAGAGCAAGACACAAACCAUAAUGGCCCUUUCUUCCUUGGGAGAUUUUUGGAAUCACUGCACUAUUACUCGGCCAUAUUUGAUUCUCUUGAGGCAAGUAUGACAAGAAAUAGUCAACACAGGAUGAAAAUAGAGAGAUUACAUUUUGCAGAGGAAAUUCAGAACGUUGUAGCUUAUGAGGGUCCAGAUAGAAUAGAAAGACAUGAAAGGGUAGACCAAUGGAGAAGGCAAUUAGGCCGAGCAGGAUUUCAGGUAAUGCCACUGAAGUGCACUAGUCAAGUUAGAAUGAUGCUUUCUGUUUAUGACUGUGACGGAUAUACAUUGUCCUAUGAGAAAGGAAAUCUUUUACUUGGGUGGAAAGGAAGGCCAGUAAUGAUGGCUUCUGCAUGGCAAGUUGCAAGUGUGUGAUUUUCCCUAUUAAGAAACAAGGAGCAGAAUGAUCAUGCACUUCUGCAUAUUCACUCAUUAAAGAUACAAAAUUUUCCAAGUAUGUUUUGAGUUAGCUAUUUGUGAUUGUAAUUCUUGAUCAAGGAAUUCAGUCCUAGAAUUCCUAUGGUAAUGUUUCAGAUAUGAAAAUAAUCUACUGCCGGAAGGAGAAAAAGAUAUACGAAGUUUUCGAAGACCAUUGGAACUUGCCAAGAAAUAUCAAAUUGAAGAUAGCACAUCAACUUUUGAGUCUUUAAAUCCAGUUUUGCAGAUAGCACAUAAACAAUGCAAGAAUUUAGUUAUUAUUGUUUAGUAUUUCAGUAAUAAUACUUUUUUAAUGAGUUGUUUUUCUGCAAUAUUUUUCAUUUUGUCCCUCUUCCUGU